This is a messenger RNA of Antechinus flavipes (yellow-footed antechinus), 2167 nucleotides long. It is a transcript of the gene PTPN6, whose product is annotated as protein tyrosine phosphatase non-receptor type 6. The coding region runs from base 107 to 1891 and encodes 594 amino acids. NCBI's taxonomy places the organism in Eukaryota, Metazoa, Chordata, Mammalia, Dasyuromorphia, Dasyuridae. Gene Ontology annotation, molecular function: protein tyrosine phosphatase activity. Gene Ontology annotation, biological process: protein dephosphorylation. The transcript is spliced from 16 exons. The record is from RefSeq and is a predicted model, not a curated record.
CCAGUGCAAGGAGGGGCCGGGAGCUGUGGUACUGGGGAAAGCUGGACCCCCCAUCUGUUCUGUCCUCCUUCCUCACUCAUCUUUCACUGCAGGAAAUCUGCCCAGGAUGGUGCGGUGGUUUCACCGAGACCUCAGUGGGCUGGAUGCUGAGACUCUGCUGAAGGGCCGCGGAGUCCAUGGGAGUUUCUUGGCCCGGCCCAGCCGAAAGAACCAGGGAGACUUUUCCCUCUCAGUCAGGGUAGGAGAUCAAGUAACCCACAUCCGCAUCCAGAAUUCAGGGGAUUUCUAUGAUCUCUAUGGAGGAGAGAAGUUUGCUACAUUAACAGAGCUGGUGGAAUAUUACACUCAACAGCAGGGCGUCCUGCAGGACCGUGAUGGCACCAUUAUCCACCUCAAGUACCCCCUCAACUGCUCUGACCCCACCAGCGAGAGGUGGUACCAUGGCCACAUGUCUGGGGCCCAGGCCGAGACGCUGCUUCAGGCCAAGGGCGAACCCUGGACAUUUCUGGUCCGUGAGAGCCUGAGCCAGCCCGGUGAUUUUGUGCUGUCCAUCCUCAAUGACCAGCCCAAGGCUGGGCCCGGCUCCCCACUCAGGGUCACUCAUGUCAAAGUGAUGUGUGAGGCUGGCCGUUACACAGUGGGUGGCUCUGAGACCUUUGACAGCCUCACAGACCUGGUGGAACAUUUCAAGAAGACAGGGAUUGAAGAGGCUUCAGGUACCUUUGUCUAUCUGCGCCAGCCAUAUUAUGCCACACGAGUGAACGCCGCCGACAUCGAGAACCGGGUCUUGGAGUUGAAUAAGAAACUGCAGGCAGAGGAAACAUCCAAGGCUGGAUUCUGGGAGGAGUUUGAGAGUCUUCAGAAGCAGGAGGUGAAGAACUUGUAUGACCGGCAUGAGGGACAGAGACCCGAGAAUAAGAGCAAGAACCGAUACAAGAACAUCCUCCCUUUUGAUCACACCAGGGUGAUCCUGCAAGGUCGAGACAGCAAUAUCCCAGGGUCUGAUUACAUCAAUGCUAAUUAUGUCAAGAACCAGCUGGUGAGUGCCGACGAGAAUGCCAAAGUAUACAUUGCCAGCCAAGGUUGUUUGGAUGCCACCGUUAAUGACUUUUGGCAGAUGGUGUGGCAGGAGAACUCCCAAGUUAUUGUCAUGACUACCCGGGAGGUGGAGAAGGGCCGGAACAAAUGUGUCCCUUACUGGCCUGAAGUUGGGACCCAACGGUCUUAUGGUCUCUACGCCGUUGCCAAUUGCAAAGAGCACGAUACCCCUGAGUAUAAGAUCCGGAACCUGCAGGUCUCCCCCCUGGACAAUGGGGACUUGGUGAGGAAGAUCUGGCACUACCAGUAUCUCAGCUGGCCUGACCAUGGGGUGCCAAGUGAACCUGGAGGUGUCCUCAGCUUCCUGGACCAGAUCAACCAGAAGCAGGAGAGUCUGCCCAAUGCAGGACCCAUCAUAGUGCACUGCAGCGCUGGCAUUGGACGGACUGGGACCAUCAUUGUCAUUGACAUGAUCAUGGAGGCCAUUUCCACAAAAGGUCUGGACUGUGACAUCGAUAUCCAGAAAACCAUCCAGAUGGUCCGGGCCCAGCGCUCAGGGAUGGUGCAGACGGAGGCCCAGUACAAGUUCAUCUACAUGGCUAUCGCGCAGUUCAUUGAGACCACCAAGAAGAAACUAGAUAUCAUGCAGAAAGGCCAGGGGGAGUCGGAAUAUGGGAACCUCGGGUACCCUCCAGCCAUGAAGAAUGCCCACGCUAAGGCCACCCGGACCUCCUCCAAACACCGGGAGGAUGUGUAUGAGAACCUGCAGAGCAAAAGUAAGAAGGAAGAAAAGAUGAAGAAACAGCGGUCAGCUGAAAAGGAGAAGACUAAAGGCUCCUUGAAGAAAAAGUGACCGCUUGGGGAUUCCAGGGCUGGUCCCAAACGGCAGAGGAUGUCCACUUCUAGUGACUUCCUUAGGACACAGCCUCUUCUCCCCUCCUUCCAUCCGGGUAUUUGUCCCUUGGCUUCCCCCUCCCUCCCUUUCAGUCACUCCUUUUCUAAUUUAAUAGCUUUACCUCCACCCCUCCUCCUACUCCCCUUGCCUACGCUGGCCACUGUACAUAGCCCAUGGAAGCCAAGGGGACCCCAGCUAUCCCCCAUCCUUGUAAAUAAAGCCCCCAGUUCUUCA